Messenger RNA from Dictyostelium purpureum, 985 nucleotides. RefSeq lists its product as uncharacterized. Bases 100 to 726 code for a protein of 208 amino acids. The transcript has a single exon. The record is from RefSeq and is a predicted model, not a curated record. NCBI's taxonomy places the organism in Eukaryota, Evosea, Eumycetozoa, Dictyosteliales, Dictyosteliaceae.
AAUAACCAAAUUAUUGAAUCGAAUAAUCAAUAAUAUUUAAAUAUAUAAAUAAUUAAUAGUUUUAUACUUAAUACAUUCUAUAAAAUAAUAUAAAAGAAAAUGAAAGUACCAAUUUUAAGCAGAUUAAGAUCAUUAUCAUCAAUUGAUAGAAAUGUAGAUGAUAAGGAAAAUGAUGAUAUGAAGCAUGGUGGUAGUCUAGAUUAUGCUUCUGCACCAAAUUCACCAACAGCUCUCAAUUUACAAAGUGGUUCAAAUACUACAUCAACCACACAAGCACCACCAACUCCAUCAGGUAAAGAUUCAGUUUCAAAGAAAUCAAGCAAACAAUAUUUACAAUCAACUUCAUCAUCAAUGUCUUUAAAGGAUGGUAAGAGUAGUAAAUCAACACCUUCAUCUAGUGUUAAAAAUACUCCUCGUAUGACUCCAAGACAAACUCCAAGACAAACUCCAAGACAAACCCCACGUAUGAUUCCAGAGGAAGGUGGUGAAGGUAUUGAAUCAUUAACUCCAAUUUCCGAUGGUUCUGAUGAAGUCGAAGAACAUCAUAAAUCUGGUUUCUUCUCUAAAUUUAUAUCAAAUACUUUUUCUGGUUUCUCUAUGGAUGCUGCACCUGAAACUGUUGUUAGUUCAAGACCACCAUCAAGAGUAACCAGUCCAAAUAUGCAAUCCCAAGGAGGUUCUACUUCAAGAUCCCAAUCUAGAAGACAAUCAAGAAUAGAACUUUAAUUUUAAAUGUAGAAAUUAUAAUAUUUUAUUUAAUUUUUUUUAUAUAGUACUUAUUUAAAAAAUUAAUCAUUUAUACAAAUAAUUAUUCUUAAAAAAACUAAUUAUUAAUCAAAAAAAAAAAAAAAAGAAAAAAAAAAAAAAAUUAAAAAAAAAAAAAAUAAUAUAAAUUAAUUUUAAUAUUAAUUUAUUUGUAAAUUAUCUAGAAAUAAAAAUAAAUUCAUUUUUCUUUUUUUUAAAACUUUGUACAUAAAUAAAAUUU